GCUAUUUGUGAGCCCAACCAAUCAGCGCCAACAGAACAUUGACAUGUUCUGUCACUCAUUAAUUUAGGUUAAUUAGGCAAUGUGAAGGGGGCAAAAUGAAGAACGAAGAUGUUCUACGUAGGACUGCUGAAGACUACAGCAGCUACAUAACCAACACCAACAUCGAGAAGAAGUUGGAGCCAGUGAAUAAGGCAAUAGACGACAUGCUGGCGCGUCUUGAAGAGUUUGAGGCCAUGUUCACCUUUAUCGAGCCGGAUGUAAAGGACUCCAAGGAUAUUCUCAAUUCGAUACUGGCCUACAAACCUGAGUUUGAAGAUCUGUGUGCGAAAAUCGACAGCACCGAGUUCCUGGUCGCUCACAUCAAAAGCAACCUGGAUAUGCUGGAGGCCAAGAUUGAGGAGGCAGAGACGAAACUGGGGGUUUCGGAUACAACUAGCAAGGUUACUGAGAAGGUGUCCAAUAUCUUCACGCCGCUAUUUAAGAAAGCAGCUGAACGAAGAGCGACUAGCGCCAGCACCAAUAUGGAACUGUUCAAAACCGAAGACUAUUUCCAGACCACAGACCUCACUCAGCUUUACUGACCAAAUCAGCAAAUAAGCCAAUAAACUUUUUCCAACUUGAAUAAAAAGACUGGAUAAAAUGGAACAAAUAUAGCAACGCCCUUCGAGGGGUAGAAAAACAGGAUUAUUUGCUGAUUUGGUCAGUAAAUAUUUUUGCACUUCGAUAGGGGUAGCUAGAUUUAUUCGAUUUUUUCCCCAGUUUUUUAUUCGAUAGUUGAAUUUUUUUUUUUAAUUAUCCAGUAUUCAGUUUUUCUAACUGUUUUUGGUAUUAAAUUUUACAAAGAAAAUAUCAGUAGCAGUAAAUUUCCUUUGGCGUUUAGUUUUUUUCUUGAAACAGCCGUUAGCCUUUUUUUGAACAGGCUAUUCAUUGCGUUGCUGCCAAGUAUUCACCAUUAUAGAAGUUGGCAACAACGCAAUAGUUAAACAAAUCGCUGCCUGUUCAAAAAUCCAUACGCUUGUUUUUGACAAAAAAAACCGUGAAAGUAAUUUUCCUGUCACUGAUAUUUUGUUUGUCAAAAUUCAUACCAAAAACAGUAAGAAUUAGAAAAAAACAACCGCAUACUCGAUUAGAAUUUGAAGCAUCCGGCAACAUUGUCGAUCAGCAGGCCCCACUAUCAAAACUGUCGUGUGUCAGUCGCGAUUUAUUGUGGAAACAACUUGUAUCUUAGGAUUAUUUUUUCAGCAAUUUCUAAGAAUAAUUGAAAUAAAACUCUGUUAAAUCAU
This is a messenger RNA of Dendroctonus ponderosae (mountain pine beetle), 1283 nucleotides long. It is a transcript of the gene Blos4, whose product is annotated as biogenesis of lysosome-related organelles complex 1 subunit 4. Lineage: Eukaryota; Metazoa; Arthropoda; Insecta; Coleoptera; Curculionidae. The record is from RefSeq and is a predicted model, not a curated record. Gene Ontology annotation, cellular component: BLOC-1 complex. The transcript has 3 exons. Bases 96 to 581 code for a protein of 161 amino acids.